AUUUACUACAAUUAACAACCACAAGUUAAUUUGUAUUUUUCUUCAAAUGGAUUAUAAUUGAUCAACAAACAAUCAAAGAAACCAUUCCGGAGAGGAUGAAUGCGAGCGGGGAAUCCGGCGGGACGAUGGCGAGUGAUGAUUACGACAGCUGCAGUAGUGCAGAGGAAGAUUCAGGUUCGAAUUUGCCACCUUGGGAGGCAGCAACAGCUGCUUUGAUCCUAGGAUUUUUAGUGCUUGCAACAGUGCUGGGAAAUGCACUAGUGAUACUAUCAGUAUUCACCUAUCGACCUUUAAGAAUAGUCCAAAAUUUUUUCAUCGUCUCGCUGGCAGUUGCAGACUUGGCAGUGGCAAUAUUGGUGAUGCCAUUUAAUGUGGCUUACCUCUUGCUGGGUAAAUGGAUAUUUGGAAUCCAUCUAUGUAAACUCUGGCUUACAUGUGAUGUUCUAUGUUGUACAGCAAGUAUCUUAAACUUGUGUGCGAUAGCUCUUGAUCGUUAUUGGGCCAUAACAGAUCCCAUAAAUUACGCGCAAAAGAGAACAUUGAAGAGAGUGUUAGCAACAAUAGCUGGAGUUUGGAUUCUUUCUGGAGCGAUAAGCUCACCCCCGCUCGCUGGCUGGAAUGAUUGGCCGGAAGAAAUUGAGCCAGGGACACCUUGUCAGUUGACACAAAGACAAGGUUAUGUUAUUUACUCAUCACUUGGUUCCUUUUUUAUUCCACUACUUCUUAUGAGUCUCGUCUACUUGGAGAUAUUUCUAGCGACCCGACGGCGUCUUCGUGAGCGUGCUAGACAGAGUCGUCUGGGUGCUGUCGCGUCAACACGACAAAAACAUGAAGCAGACGACGCCGAAGAGUCUGUCAGUAGUGAAACAAAUCAUAAUGAACGUUCGACACCUCGUGUUCAAGCCAAACGUAGUUUGGUUGUUGUUGACGAUGAAGCUGCGACGGAGGUAACUAUUAAUGCAACUCCAUCACGUACCAGCAGUCAUCCACGAAGACACGGGGUCACAACAAUGAAUACCACUUCCACCACUGUCUACCAAUUCAUCGAAGAACGUCAGAGAAUUUCAUUAUCUAAAGAAAGACGUGCCGCCAGGACAUUAGGAGUUAUUAUGGGUGUCUUUGUUGUCUGCUGGUUACCAUUCUUCCUCAUGUACGUAAUCGUACCAUUUUGUCCAGCCUGUUGUCCUUCUGAACGUGUCGUCUACUUCAUCACUUGGCUGGGGUACGUCAACAGUGCGCUCAAUCCUCUUAUUUACACGAUAUUUAACCUAGAUUACAGAAGAGCCUUUCGUCGAUUGCUUCACAUUCGCUGAUCCACAAUGCCUCGUGAAUUUACUCACGUUUGAUUGAUAUUUCCAAGUAUUUGAGUACUUAUUUUUUCAUUUUAAGCUAGAGAUUUGCUAAAAUCACAAGUGCAUUGAGCACAUAACAUAUUCAAAUCUAGAAAUAACGGAAACAAGAAAGAACUUGCUAACUUCAACAUAAAAAAAUACACACACACACACACAUUUUUUUACAAAGUUGACCAAACUUCACUAUGUAGGUCAAAAAACAAUUGUACCUAAGGAUAUUGAAAUCAUUUGCGCUGCUUUUAAUGCUUUUCUGUAUUUUUUUCUGCCUUUCUCUGUUCUAUCAUCUUUUAUUCUCUUAUCAAUACUCCAGAAUUUUCGAUUCUCAUUUUGCAAUACAAUUCUGGAGAACUGAGAAAAUUGCGAGGAAAUUGAACAGACUAAGAGCAUGAAAAUGAGAGAAAGGUAAGGAAAAAAACAGAAACAGUAAAUAUGAAAGGAGUAAGAUCUAGAAUUGAAAUUGAAAGAACAUUUUUGUUAUAACAGUAAUGAUGAUGAUAGACAUUGGAAUUACACUAUCCAAAAUUCAUAUAAUUGUAACUAGCAACGACGAAGACUCGUGUAAUUAAUAGGUUAAUGAUUUUAAUUGCCAGUAGAGAGCGUCAAUCCCCCCGUAAUCUCCGUUAUAUAAUUCCAAGUAUUAAGGUUGUGAGUAUUAUAAUUAUUAAGUAACUAUUAAGUAAAUAAAAUUCAUAUUUAAAUAUUGCGACAAAAAGUCGACAAACAUAUCGACUUAGCCUCGGUGACAACAAAAAAAAAAUAAUAUGAUGAAAAAUCGAAAAAAAAUAUUGUAACGUCCGAAUUUAUAAUCGGAAUACAAACAUACAUACUCUAAUAAGGUUGUGAUAAGGUUGUGAGAUAUACAUUAAUUUUUAGCCGUGCUUCGAGUAUGGGAAUUUUUAAUUGAGAAAAUGAUAAACUUAGCGGUGAUUGUAAUUAAUUUAAGUAAUGUCCAAUAACAGCACGAACUCUCUUGACCAAGGCAUUGGCACAUCAAGCAAUCAAUAGACUUCUAGGAGGUGGUGAAUGUAUGGGUAUAUAUCCUGAUAUCACGUUCACACAAGAGUAAAGUUUAUUUAUUGUUGUAGAUAUCAGGAUAAUAUUACUAGUACUUUUUACUUUCAACUCACAUACUGGUUUAUAUUGUGUUAUAUCAUUUUAAGAUAAUUGAACUUUGUCUAUUACUUUUCAGACUUUUUCAUUCUUUGAGACAUCACAUCUCUUCGCCAUUUCAUCUCAAAAACACUUUUUUUAUUAUUAUUAUUAUUCUUAUAUGUUAGUUGUUAUAAUUAUAUUUAUAGUCACUUUGUUAUUGAUUGAAUAUAUGAAAGCGUACGCUUCAACUAGUUGAAUUAUAUACAAUUUAUUCAAUAUGGUCAGUUUGAUUAAUCUAUUUUUUAUGCAAACUAAUUGAUAUCGAUUUGGAAAUAGUUGACUUUUAGAUUGAUGUAUUUUUUUAAUGGGUAGACAUAGACAAGCUGAUAAAGUACACGGAGACAAAUAAAUAGGCAUUUAUUUGUUGAGUGGUUGUUUAUUUUGUUUAUUUAUUAUUAAGGUUUUUUGAUGAAUGAGGUAAAAUAUACCUUAUUAUGAUACUUUUUUCAAAGAAAAAUUCAUUCUUGCAUUAAAUGCAAUAAAAUUUGAAUCGUAGGUUUAUGAUUUAUAAAAGUGACUCAAGCUUUUAUGCAAAAAAGAUGAAAUAAAAUUUUUUUCUAUGCACUUGGUUAUGGUUUUAUUCAAUAACAAAGCUUAGACUUGUUAAAAAAAAUGAAGUUCAUUAAACU
Chelonus insularis is the source of this 3133-nucleotide messenger RNA. RefSeq names its product Octopamine-Tyramine receptor (gene Oct-TyrR). NCBI's taxonomy places the organism in Eukaryota, Metazoa, Arthropoda, Insecta, Hymenoptera, Braconidae. Gene Ontology annotation, cellular component: plasma membrane. The transcript has 2 exons. Gene Ontology annotation, biological process: adenylate cyclase-activating adrenergic receptor signaling pathway. The record is from RefSeq and is a predicted model, not a curated record. Gene Ontology annotation, molecular function: octopamine receptor activity. Bases 96 to 1313 code for a protein of 405 amino acids.